Messenger RNA from Rhodotorula graminis WP1, 1207 nucleotides. RefSeq lists its product as uncharacterized. Gene Ontology annotation, molecular function: sterol binding. The record is from RefSeq and is a predicted model, not a curated record. Gene Ontology annotation, cellular component: plasma membrane; intracellular membrane-bounded organelle; cytosol. Gene Ontology annotation, biological process: maintenance of cell polarity; exocytosis; ER to Golgi ceramide transport. The transcript has 8 exons. NCBI's taxonomy places the organism in Eukaryota, Fungi, Basidiomycota, Microbotryomycetes, Sporidiobolales, Sporidiobolaceae. The coding region runs from base 55 to 1131 and encodes 358 amino acids.
GACGUCAAGCGCAGGAGCCAGUUGCCGGCGCCCGUGUCGGGCGACGAGUUCUCGAUGCUGAGCAUGCUGCGCAAGAACGUCGGCAAGGACCUGUCGACCAUCUCGUUCCCUGUCACGAUGAACGAGCCGCUGUCGGCGCUGCAGCGCGUCGCCGAGGAGCUCGAGUACUCGGAGCUGCUCGACCGCGCCGCUCAGGCGACCGACCCUGUCGAGCGCAUCACGCUCGUCGCGGUGUGGGCCGUCAGCGGCGCGUCGAGCAAUAAGUACAGGGGCUCGCGCAAGCCUUUCAACCCGCUCCUCGGCGAGACGUACGAGUGCAUCAGGCCCGACAAGGGUUUCCGCUUCAUCUCCGAGAAGGUCUCGCACCACCCGCCCGUCAUCGCCUUCCUCGGCGACGCUCCUGAGCGAGGCUGGCAGAUCUGCGGCUACACGUCGCCGAGCACCAAGUUCUGGGGCCGCUCGAUGGAGAUCUUUGUCGAGGGCGAGUUCUGCGUCCGCUUCUCCGACAACGACGAGGUCCUCACGAUCCGCAAGCCGUCGUCGUUCGUGCGCAACUUGGUCGCCGGUACCAAAUACCUCGAGGUGGUCGGCGACCUCGUCGUCACGACGUCGCUCUCGUCGGCGCAGGCGACCGUCGCGUUCAAGGAGGGCUCGACGUGGGGCGGCCUGAGCGGGCGCAACAAGAUCGAGGGCAAGGUGACGGACGCGAGCGGGAGCGUCGCCGUCGAGCUCGUCGGGCGGUGGGACGACGCCGUCGACAAGAAGGAGGGCAAGAACAACUUUACGCGCCUGUGGCAGGUGGCUGAAUUCCCUCCCAACCCCGAGCGAUACUACGGCUUCUCGCGGUUCGCCGUCACCCUCAACGAGACGACCAAGCUCGAGGAAGGCCUCGUUGCGCCGACCGACUCGCGCCUGCGUCCCGACCAACUCGCGUUCGAGCGCGGCGACAUUGACGAGGCCGAGCGGGUCAAAGCUGCUGUCGAGGAGAAGCAGCGCACGAAGCGCAAGGAGGGCUGUGCCGCCAAGCCGAGGUGGUUCAAGCAGGCAGGCGAGAAUGGCUGGGAGUACGGCGGCGAUUACUUCGAGGCGAGGGAGAAGAAGACGUUCGAGGACCCCGAUAUCUUCACUUGACGUUGCCGGCCGGGCUCUGGCGCACACCUUGUAGACUAGAAGACGUCGCGAUGACAGAUCUUGAUCCGUUCAUGCU